Messenger RNA from Camelina sativa (false flax), 1593 nucleotides. RefSeq names its product F-box/kelch-repeat protein At3g04660-like. The record is from RefSeq and is a predicted model, not a curated record. NCBI's taxonomy places the organism in Eukaryota, Viridiplantae, Streptophyta, Magnoliopsida, Brassicales, Brassicaceae. Gene Ontology annotation, molecular function: protein binding.
UUAAUUCAUUGCAUCAAUAUGAUCAAAUCAAUUUACCAAACCUGCCUUGGUGGGUCUACAAGGCAAUAAUUCAAUAUGUUCACAUGAUUCACCGUCUGGUUUUUGAUGUUAUAGCGUAUUUGUUCUAUUUGGCCCAUGAUUGGUUCCUUUUUACUUCGCAGGUCACCUGUUACUGUUUAUUACUUUAUUUGUAAAAAAAAGUUUUAUAAAAAGGAAAAAAAAAAUGUUGGACUUUCAUAUUUGAGGCCCAUUGGGUAUAUAUCAUCUCACCCAAUUACCAUAUCGGUUAUACCCGGGAAGAAAGAAAGAAAAAGCAGAGGAAUCGCUAUGAAGAGGGUUAAGAAGGAGAACGUUUCACAGAUACGAGACGACAACACAUCAGCUUAUCUUCCUCAAGAUCUGAUCAUAGAGAUUCUUCUGAAGUUGCCUACUAAAUCAAUACCAAAGCUCAUCGUCGUCUCUAAGCUAUGGUCUUCUAUCAUCCGCAGCAAAAGUUUCAUCGAUCAGUACCUGGAACAAUCUCAGUCUCGUCCGCGUUCUCUCUUUUCAUUCGAACGUAACAGCAUCCUGUUCUUCCACUCAAUCUCUCAAUCUCAGGAGGAGGCAGCAGCAGCACCGUCUUCUUGCACUACUACGUCACGCUUUUAUGUCAGGUUUGAUCUGCGGCUCUUGUCAGAAUGUCACUACAUUACUCCGCCGGUGCGCGGCUUGAUCUGCGUUAAAGAUUUGGAUAAGGUGGUGAUUACGAAUCCUAGCACGGGCCAGUUCUUGGUUUUACCAAAAGUCAGAACUAGGAGAAGACGGAUAUCAAGAUUUUUCGGGUACGAUCCGAUCGGAGAUGAAUACAAAGUCUUGUGCAUGACGGUAUUGCAAAAACGUGAACCAGUUGUGAGCGAGGAGCAUCAAGUUUUCACUUUAGGUGGAGGAGGAGCUGCAUGGAGAAUGAUCAAAUGUAAGGUUCCACAUUGUCCUGUAACCAGAGGGCUAUGGAUGACGAACGGGGUCAUUUAUUACGGAGCUUGGUCCAACAGUGAUAUACAUAAACGAGGAUCUCUAGUUGUUUGCUUUGAUGUGAGAUCGGAAGAGUUUACUCUUGUUAAGUUACCCGAUGGUGUCGAAAUUUUUAGUGGUGGAUCUGAAUUGGUCAACUACCAGGGGAAGGUGGCUUUAUUGAAUUUCUCACAUAAUGGUAACUUUGGUAUGCGGGUUUUGGAUGAUGUCGUCAAACAAGAAUGGUCAGAGAUCUUAGUUGUGGUUCCUUCUUGGACUGAUUUAGUUGGAGGAUACUUUUUCUAUUGCAGAGGUGUCAUUAGUUCCGGCGAAUUCAUAUUCUCAGCAUACUUCUAUUCGGAUGGCCGGUUCUUUAUUGUCAGUUACGAUCCCAAGAAAGACGUCGCCAGAAGAGUUGAGAUUGAAGGAUUUAAUCAUGGGUUGCAAUAUGUGAUAGUCUUAUUGGAUUAUGCAGAGUGUCCUACAUUUUUCUAAAGAAACUCUAUUUGUAUAUGUUUGAUGAUUGAUGACUACCUGCUGGUUUUUCUAACAGUCCUUUUUAUCUUUGAAACAUUUCAUCAUAUUUGUCUAGUAGUUUCUUUG